AUCAUUUUGACCGAAGGAUCCACUAAAGAUUUUUCUGCUUCCAUUGUCCUAGCAUCCAGCCAUGUUCACUGAUCCGACCGUGAGCCUUGGUGUAUCGGAGGAAGAGGUUCUUGUGGCACAAAAGGCUUGGUCAGAUGCAAUCAAACACAUUUCCAAGACCUAUCUUGACGACGGCGACUACGUUGCAGCUGCUGCCAAAGCUGCUGGUGAGCUCUACGGCUAUGGGCACACAGAUGUGCUGUUCAAGCCAACCAAGGCAGCUGAAGCACAGUUUCGACCCACAGCCUCAGAUGCCAUGUCCUAUUUUGUUGGGCACAAAGCAGUCGAGGAGGGUCAUGUUGAGGAUGCUGGUUUUGCCAUCAACGGUGGAAAGGGAUGGUCGAACGUGGUUUUUGAUAACCAUAAAAUCGAUGUCAGCGGCAAUGUUGCCAUUGCCAUGGGCAACUAUUUCUUCACCAGCGCUGCAGAUGGAAGCAAGACCAAAGUUGAGUACACUUUCGGCUACAAGAAGAAUGCGGACGGCAAGGUGCGCAUCUUCCUCCACCACUCCUCAGUGCCAUACAGCGUGCCCGCAGCCACUCCAAUUGCAGAGAUUACUGAAGAGGAAGUAGAGAGUGUGCAGGCAGCAUGGGCCAAUGCCAUCAAGAGUAUCUCCAAGACCUAUCUUGACGGAGGUGACUACGUUGCAGCUGCUGCCAAAGCAGCCGGUGAGCUCUACGGCUAUGGGCACACAAAUGUGCUGUUCAAGCCAACCAAAGCGGCUGAAGCGCAGUUUCGACCCACAGCCUCCGAUGCCAUGUCCUAUUUUGUUGGGCACAAGGCUGUGGAGAAUGGUUAUCUUGAGGAUGCUGGUUUUGCCAUCAACGGUGGAAAGGGAUGGUCAAACGUGGUUUUUGAUAACCACCAAAUCGAUGUCAGUGGCAAUGUUGCCAUUGCCAUGGGCAACUACUUCUUCACCAGCGCUGCAGAUGGAAGCAAGACCAAAGUUGAGUACACUUUCGGCUACAAGAAGAAUGCCGACGGCAAGGUGCGCAUCUUCCUCCACCACUCCUCAGUGCCAUACAGCGUGCCCGCAGCCACUCCAACUGCAGAGAUUACUGAAGAGGAAGUAAAGAGUGUGCAGGCAGCAUGGGCCAAUGCCAUCAAGAGUAUCUCCAAGACCUAUCUUGAUGAAGGUGACUACAUUGCAGCUGCUGGCAAAGCAGCUGGUGAGCUCUACGGCUAUGGCCACACAGAUGUGCUGUUCAAGCCAACCAAGGCAGCUGAAGCACAGUUUCGACCCACAGCCUCAGAUGCCAUGUCCUAUUUUGUUGGACACAAAGCUGUGGAGAAUGGUCAUCCUGAGGAUGCUGGUUUUGCCAUCAACGGUGGAAAGGGAUGGUCAAACGUGGUUUUUGAUAACCACAAAAUCGAUGUCAGCGGCAAUGUUGCCAUUGCCAUGGGCAACUACUUCUUCACCAGUGCUGCAGAUGGAAGCAAGACCAAAGUUGAGUACACUUUCGGCUACAAGAAGAAUGCGGACGGCAAGUUGCGCAUCUUCCUCCACCACUCCUCAGUGCCAUACAGCGUGCCUACAGCCACUCCAACUGCAGAGAUUAAUGAAGAGGAAGUAAAGAGUGUGCAGGCAGCAUGGGCCAAUGCCAUCAAGAGUAUUUCCAAGACCUAUCUUGACGGAGGUGACUACGUUGCAGCUGCUGGCAAAGCAGCCGGUGAGCUCUACGGCUAUGGGCACACAAAUGUGCUGUUCAAGCCAACCAAAGCGGCUGAAGCGCAGUUUCGACCCACAGCCUCCGAUGCCAUGUCCUAUUUUGUUGGGCACAAGGCUGUGGAGAAUGGUUAUCUUGAGGAUGCUGGUUUUGCCAUCAACGGUGGAAAGGGAUGGUCGAACGUGGUUUUUGAUAACCACCAAAUCGAUGUCAGUGGCAAUGUUGCCAUUGCCAUGGGCAACUACUUCUUCACCAGCGCUGCAGAUGGAAGCAAGACCAAAGUUGAGUACACUUUCGGCUACAAGAAGAAUGCCGACGGCAAGGUGCGCAUCUUCCUCCACCACUCCUCAGUGCCAUACAGCGUGCCCGCAGCCACUCCAACUGCAGAGAUUACUGAAGAGGAAGUAAAGAGUGUGCAGGCAGCAUGGGCCAAUGCCAUCAAGAGUAUCUCCAAGACCUAUCUUGACGGAGGUGACUACAUUGCAGCUGCUGGCAAAGCAGCCGGUGAGCUCUACGGCUAUGGCCACACAGAUGUGCUGUUCAAGCCAACCAAGGCAGCUGAAGCGCAGUUUCGACCCACAGCCUCAGAUGCCAUGUCCUAUUUUGUUGGACACAAAGCUGUGGAGAAUGGUCAUCCUGAGGAUGCUGGUUUUGCCAUCAAUGGUGGAAAGGGAUGGUCGAACGUGGUUUUUGAUAACCACAAAAUCGAUGUCAGCGGCAAUGUUGCCAUUGCCAUGGGCAACUACUUCUUCACCAGCGCUGCAGAUGGAAGCAAGACCAAAGUUGAGUACACUUUUGGCUACAAGAAGAAUGCGGACGGCAAGGUGCGCAUCUUCCUCCACCACUCCUCAGUGCCAUACAGCGUGCCUACAGCCACUCCAACUGCAGAGAUUACUGAAGAGGAAGUAAAGAGUGUGCAGGCAGCAUGGGCCAAUGCCAUCAAGAGUAUCUCCAAGACCUAUCUUGAUGGAGGCGACUACGUUGCAGCUGCUGGCAAAGCAGCUGGUGAGCUCUACGGCUAUGGGCACACAAAUGUGCUGUUCAAGCCAACCAAAGCGGCUGAAGCGCAGUUUCGACCCACAGCCUCCGAUGCCAUGUCCUACUUUGUUGGGCACAAAGCGGUCGAGAAGGGUCAUCUUGAGGAUGCUGGUUUUGCCAUCAAUGGUGGAAAGGGAUGGUCGAACGUGGUUUUUGAUAACCACCAAAUCGAUGUCAGUGGCAAUGUUGCCAUUGCCAUGGGCAACUACUUCUUCACCAGCGCUGCAGAUGGAAGCAAGACCAAAGUUGAGUACACUUUGGGCUACAAGAAGAAUGCGGACGGCAAGGUGCGCAUCUUCCUCCACCACUCCUCAGUACCAUUUGUGGCGGAGUCCAAAGUGCAGUCCCCAAGUUCGGAGGCACCUUUGAAGUCAAAAGUUGCUGGAGCAUAGAUUUAAGCUCUGAGAUGAAUGCUUUGGCGGUAUCUUUAGUAUUUUUUAGUACCAUUCUUCGAGGCAGACAGGGACUUGAAACAGUUGCCUAGUCUGGUGCUUUGCGAAAGCUUUUUUCGACUUUUCGCCACGUUUGGGGUAUUUAGGUUUGUCCUUUGUCCAGCUUUUGCCUCAAACAAUUUUGUCCAGUAAUGGAUUGAUUUGUACAGAUUUGACUCAAUUUGUGCAUUUGCCGGACCUAGGAGCCGGCAAGAGGGGUGAAUCAUUCCCAUCAGAGGAGGUGUCUUUGAAAGUUUUGGGAAGAGCCAAUGGGUCAAAGGCCUAAGCUCUUCAACCAAGCAGCCAGCACAUUGCAUAUGCUUUGCUUGGAGACCCUGCGGAUUCUCGCAAUUGCGCAUCUCA
This is a messenger RNA of Cladocopium goreaui, 3538 nucleotides long. Lineage: Eukaryota; Dinophyceae; Suessiales; Symbiodiniaceae. The record is from the annotation of a GenBank genome assembly.